CGGUGACCUUUGAGGAUGUGGCUGUAUAUUUCAGUGAGGGGCAGGAAGCUCUGCUGGACCCCAGUCAGAGAGCUCUCUACAAGGACGUCAUGCAGGAGAAUUAUGAGAUGGUGACCUCGCUGGGACUCCCCAUUCCCAAACCUGACCUGAUCGCCCGGCUGGAAGCAGGGGAAGAGCUGUGGGUCCCGGAUCGCCAGGCCUCCAAGGAAAGCAACAUCCAAAGAGGCAUCCGCACAGCAGGUGAUGAGACAAAGAGUGAGAACGAGGAGGAGAAUCCACAGCAGGAAGGUCUUGAGAAAGUAGAACUUCAGGGGAGGUUUUUGAGAAGAGCUGAAGGGAAUUUUUCCCAGUGCUUGGAACAGAGAAAAACCUGCAGUAAUUGGCACAGGUCAGAGAGGAACCUGGGAAACCACCGAAGGAAGAAAAUGGAUGAAUCCAUUGAAUAUGGGGGAGGAGGCAAGAAUUCCAAGGAAACCACAGCCCAGCAGACAAAUCCCAAGGAAAAGAAACCCUAUAAAUGUUUGGAUUGUGGGAAAAGCUUCAGUCAGCGCUCAGUCCUUACUAACCAUGGAAGAAUCCAUACAGGAGAGAGACCCUAUAAAUGCUUGGAUUGUGUGAAAAGUUUUAAUUGGAGCUCAAAUCUUACUACCCAUCGGAGACUGCACACGGGAGAGAGACCUUAUAAAUGCCUUGAGUGUGGAAAAAGCUUCAGUCAUCUCUCAGGCCUUAAUAACCACAGGAGAAUACACAUGGGAGAGGGACCAUAUAAAUGCUUUGAGUGUGGGAAAAGUUUCAGUGUACCAUCAGCCCUUAAUAUACAUCAGAGAACCCACAUGGGAGAGAAACCCUAUAAAUGCUUGGAUUGUGGGAAAAGCUUCAAUUGGAGCUCAAAUCUUACUACCCAUCGGAGACUGCACAUGGGAGAGAGACCAUAUAAGUGCCUUGAGUGUGGGAAAAGCUUCAGUCAGUGCUCAGGCCUUACUAGCCAUAGCAGAAUCCACACAGGAGAGGGACCAUAUAAAUGCCUGGAGUGUGGGAAAAGUUUCAGCGCACCAUCAGCCCUCAUUAUACAUCAGAGGACCCACACAGGAGAGAAACCCUAUAAAUGCUUGGACUGUGGGAAAAGCUUCAGUCAACGCACACACCUUAUUAGCCAUAGGAGAAUCCACACAGGAGAGGGACCAUAUAGAUGUCUUGAGUGUGGGAAAAGUUUCACAGUACCAUCAACCCUUAUUACACAUCAGAGGACCCACACGGGAGAGAAACCUUAUAAAUGCUUGGACUGUGGGAAAAGCUUCAGUCAGCGCUCAGUUCUUAAUACCCAUGGGAGAAUACACACGGGAGAGGGACCAUAUAAAUGCACUGAGUGUAGGAAAAGUUUCAAUGUACGAUCAGCCCUUAUUAAACAUCAGAGAACCCACACAGGGGAGAAACCCUAUAAGUGCUUAGAUUGUGGGAAAAGCUUCAGUCAGCGCUCAGGCCUUAUUAGCCAUGGGAGAAUCCACACAGGAGAGGGACCAUAUAAAUGUUUAGAUUGUGGGAAAAGCUUCAGUCGGCGCUCAAUCCUUAUUAACCAUGGGAGAAUGCACACGGGAGAAGGACCAUAUAAAUGCUUGGAGUGUGGGAAAAGUUUCAGUGCACCAUCAGCUCUUAUUGUACAUCAGAGAACCCACACAGGAGAAAAACCUUAUAAAUGCUUGGACUGUGGGAAAAGCUUUAGUCAGCGCUCAGUCCUUAUUAAUCAUGGAAGAAUCCACACAGGAGAGAGACCCUAUAAAUGCUUGGACUGUGGGAAAAGCUUCAGUCGGAGCUCAAAUCUUGUUACCCAUCAGAAACUGCACACGGGAGAGAGACUUUAUAAAUGCUUGGAGUGUGGCAAAAGAUUCAAUCGGAGCUCAAAUCUUGUUGCCCAUCGGGGACUGCACACGGGAGAGAGACCAUAUAAAUGUUUGGACUGUGGGAAAAGCUUCAGUCAGCGCUCAGGCCUUAUUAACCAUAGGAGAAUCCACACUGGAGAGAGAUCCUAUAAAUGCUUGGACUGUGGGAAAAGCUUCAUUCGGAGGUCAACUCUUACUACUCAUCGAAGACUGCACGUGGGAGAGAGACCGUAAAAAUACCUUGAGUGUGAGCAAAGCUUCAGUCUGAGCUCAAAACUCAGUUCACAUCAGAGAUCCCACACAGGAGAGAAAUCCUGUAAGUGUGGGAAAAGUUUCAGUUAGAGCUCAA
Molecule: messenger RNA, 2226 nt
Organism: Terrapene triunguis (Three-toed box turtle)
Lineage: Eukaryota; Metazoa; Chordata; Testudines; Emydidae
Product: zinc finger protein 665-like
Exons: 3
Coding region: 90-2111 (673 amino acids)
Biological process (GO): regulation of DNA-templated transcription
Source: RefSeq, a predicted model, not a curated record